Molecule: messenger RNA, 652 nt
Organism: Gorilla gorilla gorilla (western lowland gorilla)
Lineage: Eukaryota; Metazoa; Chordata; Mammalia; Primates; Hominidae
Gene: RNASE2
Product: ribonuclease A family member 2
Exons: 1
Coding region: 16-501 (161 amino acids)
Biological process (GO): chemotaxis; innate immune response in mucosa
Molecular function (GO): RNA nuclease activity; nucleic acid binding
Source: RefSeq, a predicted model, not a curated record
UUUCUUACAGGAAACAUGGUUCCAAAACUGUUCACUUCCCAAAUUUGUCUGCUUCUUCUGUUGGGGCUUCUGGCAGUGGAGGGCUCACUCCAUGUCAAACCUCCACAGUUUACCUGGGCUCAAUGGUUUGAAACCCAGCACAUCAAUAUGACCUCCCAGCAAUGCACCAAUGCAAUGCGGGUCAUUAACAAUUAUCAACGGCGAUGCAAAAACCAAAAUACUUUCCUUCUUACAACUUUUGCUAACGUAGUUAAUGUUUGUGGUAACCCAAAUAUGACCUGUCCUAGUAACAAAACUCGCAAAAAUUGUCAUCACAGUGGAAGCCAGGUGCCUUUAAUCCACUGUAACCUCACAACUCCAAGUCCACAGAAUAUUUCAAACUGCAGGUAUGCGCAGACACCAGCAAACAUGUUCUAUAUAGUUGCAUGUGACAACAGAGAUCAACGACGGGACCCUCCACAGUAUCCAGUGGUUCCAGUUCACCUGGAUAGAAUCAUCUAAGCUCCUGUAUCAGCACUCCUCAUCAUCACUCAUCUGCCAAGCUCCUCAGUCAUAGCCAAGAUCCCAUCUCUCCAUAUACUUUGGGUAUCAGCAUCUGUCCUCAUCAGUCUCCAUAGCCGUUCAGCUUUCCUGAGCUGAAGUGCCUUGUGAA